AAGAAAACAAAUAAAUAAAAUAAAAAUAAAAUUAAAAAAAAAUAAUAUAAUAUAAUAUAAUAAAUAAAAAUAUGGAUAAUAAAUAAGACGUAUAUCUUAAAAGAUAAUGGUUUAUCACAUCAAGUAAAGGGAAAUUAUAUGAAAACUAUGAUAUUGAUUAGAAGAAAGUAUUAGGAAGUGGUACUUAUGGAAGUGUUUUUAAAGCAAAAAAAAAAGACUCGAAAAUAAUAAGGGCAGUUAAGUAAAUACCUAAAAGUAAAGUUAAGAACACUGAAAGAUUUAAAGCUGAAAUUGAUAUUACUCGUUCAUUAGAUCAUCCAAAUAUUAUUAAAUUAUUUGAAACUUAUGAAGAUGAAAGAAAUGUUUAUUUGAUUAUGGAAAUAUGUGAAGGAGGUGAAUUGUUUGACAGAAUUAUAGAAAAGGGUCGUUUUUCAGAAGUAGAAGCAAGAAGUGUUUUUACACAAAUAAUGUAAGCAAUAAACUAUUGCCAUUCAAAAGGAAUAGCUCAUAGAGAUCUUAAACCCGAAAACUUUUUGUAUUUAACUAAGCAUGACGAUUCUCCAAUAAAAGUAAUAGACUUUGGUCUUUCAAAGAAUUUUGAUUAAAAAGUUACAAUGUAAACUAAAGCAGGAACUCCUUAUUAUAUAUCACCUGAAGUUUUAGAUGGAAAUUAUGAUUAAUCGUGUGAUAUAUGGUCUGCAGGCGUUAUUUUAUAUAUUUUGUUAUCUGGAGUUCCUCCAUUUUUUGGGGAUGAUGAUUCUGAAAUAUUACAAGCUGUAAAAAAGGGAAUUUAUACAUUCGAAAUUCCUGAAUUCGAAGGAGUAUCUAAUAGUGCAAAAGACCUAAUUUCUAAUAUGAUAACAAAACCAGAAAAAAGAUUUAAACCAGAUUAAGUAUUAAGCCACCCAUUUAUGAAGGAAGAAAUAAAAAAUAAAAACAAAUAACUUCCUUUAAACUUUAAUGCUCUUAAAAACUUCACUUAACACCAUAAAUUAAAAAAAGUAGCACUAGCAUUUAUAGCUUCUUAAUUAUCAGAAAACGAAAUUUCUGAAUUAGGAAAAUUAUUCAGAUAAUUAGAUAAGAAUGGUGACGGAGUACUAACUAUAGAUGAAAUAAGAGAAGGAUUAGCAAAUGCCGGAGAUAAAAAUUUAGAAGAAGUAAGAAGAGUAAUUUCAUCAAUUGAUACAGAUGGAAGUGGAAAAAUAGAUUAUACAGAAUUUUUAGCUGCUACAAUGGAAAAAAGUUUAUAUAUGAAAGAAGAUAAAUUGCACUAAGCUUUCAAAAUGUUAGACUAGGAUGGAAAUGGUAAAAUAUCUAAAAAUGAACUAAAAAAUGUUUUAGGAAAUGAUUAGUAAUUAUCUAAAUAUGAUGAUUAAUAUUGGGAUGAUAUGAUUAAAGAAGUAGAUAAAAACGGCGAUGGUGAAAUUGAUUAUAAUGAAUUUAUUGAUAUGAUGAAUAUUAUUAAUUUUAAAAAAUGAUAUAUGUUCAUAUAUUUUACUUUUUUUUAUUUAUUUUAUUUAAUUAUUCUUUUUUUUAUU
This is a messenger RNA of Ichthyophthirius multifiliis, 1538 nucleotides long. RefSeq names its product protein kinase domain protein. Gene Ontology annotation, cellular component: nucleus; cytoplasm. The record is from RefSeq and is a predicted model, not a curated record. NCBI's taxonomy places the organism in Eukaryota, Ciliophora, Oligohymenophorea, Hymenostomatida. Gene Ontology annotation, biological process: protein autophosphorylation; peptidyl-serine phosphorylation; intracellular signal transduction. Gene Ontology annotation, molecular function: calcium ion binding; calcium-dependent protein serine/threonine kinase activity; calcium/calmodulin-dependent protein kinase activity. The transcript is spliced from 7 exons.